AUGUUUAAAAAUUUACUAAGAAUAGGUGUCAAUCUUUCAUUAUUAAAUACAACAUAUGUUUUAUGUAAGUCAAUUAAGGAUGAAAAGCUUCCUCAUUAUCAUUUUCUUAAUGAAUAGGAUUUAAAUAAACUAUUAAAGAAACAUUAGAAUUUGUCAAUAAUUGACAGAAGUUACACUGAACACAUAUUAUCUAUAAUAAGAGAUGUAGAGACUGAUACUGUGGAAUUCCGAAAAAAUUCAGAUCGUUUAAUUAGAAUACUUAUUGAAUAGGCAAUUUCAUAAAUUGAAAAGAAAAAGCAUAUUAAGCAGUCUCCUUUAGGAUAUUAUGAUGCUCAUGAGGUGAAAUUUGAAGAUGAAGAAAUAUGUUUUGUGAGUAUUUUAAGAUCAGGAAAUGCAUUUCUAUUUGAAGGAUUGAAAGCAGUAUCUGGAGCAUCGAUAGGUUAAAUACUGAUAUAGAGAAAUGAAGACACAGCUUUACCAUCAUAUUUAUUUUAGAAAUUACCCGCUAAUAUUAGGGAUUAGCAGGUAAUACUAAUGGAUCCAAUGUUGGCUACAGGUAAUAGUGCUACAUUGGCUUUGAGGAUCCUGAAAAAUUAAGGAGUGAAAUAGGAAAACAUAACAUUUUUAACUUUAGUUAGUUGUGAGUAGGGCAUAGAGAAAUUAUUUAGAGAAUUUCCAAAGAUGAAAAUAAUCACAGCCCAAGUCGACCCAAUAUUGUUAAAAGAUUUCAAUUAUCUAGCACCAGGCAUUGGAAAUUUUGGUGAUAGAUACUUUGGAACGGUUAAAAAGAGCUAAUAAUUGGUAUAGCAAUAAUGA
Paramecium tetraurelia is the source of this 816-nucleotide messenger RNA. RefSeq lists its product as uncharacterized. NCBI's taxonomy places the organism in Eukaryota, Ciliophora, Oligohymenophorea, Peniculida, Parameciidae. The transcript has 3 exons. The record is from RefSeq and is a predicted model, not a curated record.